UCCUUAUGGCCUUCGUUACUGGGUGAGGGUUCUGCUGGCUGACAUUUGCCACACGCCGUUCAAGAUGCCUGGAACACAUCACUGAUCCCACCCCACGUCUGUGCUUUCCUUUGUUCUCCUCUGUUCCUGGUUGUGCCCUUCACUUCAGCUUCUCCCCUGCACCGUGCAGUUUCACACCAGGACCAUGCCUACAGAUCCAUUCUCGGAGCUCUUGGAAGGGAGGAAGAUCUCUUGGAAGAAACUCCUCACCUUCCUCCUCUUCAGCUUCAUCUUCAGCUUCUGCCUCUUCGCUUCUCUUCGUCAGUUCAGGAGUCCCGAGCCAGAGGAUUACAAUUCCUAUCUUUCCACAGAAAGAUUCCAAACUGGAAAUACCAGCACGCUGCCGAAGGGUGAGCGCAGGCUGACCAUCCUGCUGUGGACGUGGCCCUUCGGACAACGCUUUACUUUUAGCAACUGCUCGAAGCUCUUUGACACCCCGAACUGCCACUUCACCACCGACCGCAGCUGGUCCCAAAAGGCAGAUGCUGUGAUUAUGCAUCACAGGGAUGUGUAUAGGGACGGAGGGAGGCUGGCCCACCUCCCCAGGCUCCCAUCCCAGCGCUGGAUCUGGUUCAACAUGGAGUCCCCAAGUCACUCUCCAAACUUAGGUGCCAUGAACCGCCUCUUCAACCUGACUAUGUCGUACCGGAGAGACUCGGACAUCUUCACCCCCUAUGGGGAGCUGCAGCUGCUCAGCCAGCCCCAGCCCUUCAGCAUCCCACCCAAGACCAAGAUGGUGGCCUGGGUGGUCAGCAACUGGAGACCAAGCUCCCACCGGGUGAAGUACUACGAGGAGCUGAAGAAACACAUCCCCGUGGAUGUGUACGGACGGCAUCACUUGCCCCUGCCCAUGGACUUGCUCCUGCAAACCCUGUCCCAGUACAACUUCUACUUGGCCUUUGAGAACUCACAGCACGAGGACUACAUCACCGAGAAGCUCUGGAAGAACGCCCUGUCCUCUGGCACCAUCCCUGUUGUUCUGGGGCCGCCUCGAGAAAACUACGAGCGCUUCUUGCCCCCUGACUCCUUCAUCCACAUCGAUGACUUUGCCAGCGCCGGUGAACUGGCUCAGUACCUGCAGGAACUGAGCAACGACACCGAGAGGUACCAGCGCUACUUCCAGUGGCGCAAGUGGCUGAAACCUGUGCUGAGCAUCGGCUGGACCAUGCAAGUCUGCAGGGCCUGUCACUUCCUGCACAGGACAGAGGCCAGCUACCACGCUGUGCCCAACCUGUCCAAGUGGUCACGCUGCUGGAAAGUUUACUUUCCAACCGGGGAGCCCCAUUGCAUGGAGAUAAGGGACACAGCCCAGGCUCCCUGCUGCCACCUCCGGACAUCCAGCUUGUCUUCCUGACUGCUGCUGAGCCCCGAGCGGAGGUUUCCAAAGGUCUGUUGUAGCCCCAGGAUGUUUCCACGAGGAAAGUCAGCUCCAAGCCCAGCGAUGCAUACAGAGACACAAUUGUUUUCUCCAUCAGCACCGUUUAGUAAAGAUUUCCAAAGAAUUCCCUCUUCAUUUCCUUGCGCAGUCAUUCUGUGGCUGAUGACCCACCAGCAAGACCUUGUCUUUAGUAUUCUCAGUCUGUUCUUUCACAACCUUUGUCGCCUGUUUUUUUUUCUCUCUGCUUUGCAGGUUGGUUGAAUAUACCGACCAUCACAAGCCUAAGAACAAAUCCUUCGCUCUGAAAUCUGAACUUGUAUCCCUCCUCUAUUUCCCAUCCUUCUGAUGGUACCCGUCUAGACGGGGCCUCACCAACGCUGCUUCAUUUCUUGAAGGGCCUUUGCUGGAUCUUAGCAAAGAAAUUCACACAGAGAAACAUGCCACAUCUUCCUUGGCCGUGUGCUUGCUGACUGCUUCAAAGAGCAAAAUAUUUGUGAAGCAGCCGUCUUUAUUGCCAAAUAUUUGUCCAUCCUUCUGCUCUUGCCUUGCCUGCCUGCAGACACACUUUUCCUUUAGCUCCCGGAUGCACACCGGUGUUCUUCCCAUCUCUAAGCCCUUCAGGUCCUGAGCAGCUGGAGAAAUGGAAGAUGUUUACGCUGUUGACUGAGCCGGGAUAGAUGUGAUUAGAGAGAAGGAAUAUUCCGCAGGUGAGUGGUCUCUUCCUGCCAAGGAAGGGCUGGCAUGGACAUGGCAAUGCCAGGACAAAAUCCAGCACGAGACUUCCCCUUCUCAGUGACACGGAGGCACACACAGGCUGAAUUCCUUAUGGGAUGAGAAAGCUGACACCGCAGUUGGGAAACUCUGGAAGGGGCGACUUCAUCGAAGGAAACAUCUGGACGGCCGCGGGGCCUGGCGCUGGCUUUUCCCAUCUGCACCCACUUGGGAAAAUGCCAUACGUCAGUGUGAGGGGCUCCUUCAGUCUCUCACAGAGGUGAUGUGAAAACACCCUGCUCCCCCCAGACCUCCCCUGCUUUCACCCAAAGGUGAUAGGAGCCAGGCGGAAAUGUUCUCAGCUGAUGCUAUGGGGCAGAGAUGGUCUGAAAAGCAAAGGGAAGAGGUUUGCUUCUCCAAAAGGAGAGCGAGAGGUUGAUCCUGAUGGGAAACUGGGGAAAGAAUAAUUUAAAAAGGUCGAGUUUUUGGAGCAGGAUCUGAGCAGACAGCUGCCAUCUAAGGCAGGAGGUGGUCAGCCUUCCUCGGUGCCAGCUGGCAUGGCAUGGCGCGGGGUUCUGUCCCUCCACUGGGACAUCCCUGUCCCUUCAUGGCCUGGAAAAGUGCAGUGUCCCCUCACUCCAAGUAUUUCCAGUAUCCUAGAAAAUAUCCCCAUGGCCCUGCUGAGCUUCCUACCCAUGGAACCUCUGUUCUGUAGGGCAGCCAGGAGAGGAGAGGAAAGGCAGAGAGUGAGAGAAACACAAAUCCCCAUGUAGUGCAGCACUGCAGUUGGGGAUGGGAAGAGAAAUGGCUGAGACAAACCAAAACCCUGAAAACACAGGAGAUGGAGCCUGACAGCCCCUGCCAGGUUUGUCCUGAGUGCGUAAAGGAACCCGAACCAACCCCAAACUCUGCUUUCCAGCUUUCCCGAGCCUAUGGGCAGACACACGUCCCAUUUCUCAGCCGUUUCCUUUUCUACUUAAAAACAUGAAUACCAAACGUCGGGGCUUUACAGCUGGCACCAGCCACUGAAAAUCCCCCACAUCCAAGCAAGCAACACGCACCUCAGCCCCAAGAACUGGCACUCAAAAUCCCUUCAGCCCAGCGCAGGAGCAUGACCUGUCUGUACGCUGUCGCCUGCAAACAUUAUUUUCUUUCUGGACGAGUCAGAGUUUCCAAGCAGCCCUCUCCAAUUUGAUCAUUAAAACUUCACUUUGUCUUUUUUCCUUUUUUUUUCCUUUUGCUUUUCUCUUCUAUUUUUUACGGGCCGGCCGGCAGCGAGAUGGCAGCUUUUGGAGCACUCGCACCCCCACGGCCCUGCGCACACGCGGGCGCAGACGGAGAUUUAUGAGCCUCAAAAGAUGCUUCGUAAAAUAUUUACAGAGCAGAGCUUCGGGGGCGAGUGGUUGAGUCUGCCACGAGAUGUCAGAUCUCUGGGUGGCACGACGGGGGGAAGAUAAACAGACCUUUUUUUCCAUUCCUGAAAAACCACUGUGAACCUUUUUGGGUUCGGCGGCGUUUUCCUUUCUGCCCACGGAACGAGGCAGACACCUGGGGCCGAGGGGUGGUAAAGAUGGAACGAACAAGUGCUGCUCGGAUGAGUGGUUGAGGGCUGAACUUGGCUGGGAUUCCGAAUUGCAACAUUUCCCCCAAAGCAAAAUAUCAACCACCAUCAUCAUCGUCUUCAUACGGUGGAGCAACAGAAGCGCAGCCAACGCUGCUGCUGACUGCGAGUUGUUUUCCCUUAAAACUUCUCUAACCUCAGCGCUGCUUCCGGAUGAGCAAAUGAAACACGUUUCUGGCUGACCUUAUCAAAACCUCGCGUUCUCUUUCUCCCCUUCUUUCCUUUAAAAACAUUUUUUCUUUUUUUUUUGGACGUGAUUUUGCUAGAAUUGGUUCACCCCUACGGGACGCUUCAGCUUUGAGCCAACCCAAGUGGAAGAGCCUUCACACAGAGGGGAUGAGGACAAUUAUUUCUGUGGCCAAACCAGUACAGACUCAUACGGGCAACAACCCAGCCCUGCUAAUGUUUUAAAUCAGUGAUUUCACAUCAAUAUAUGUUUGUGAUGAUGGAAUGACACAAACAGGGGCUGCUGGCGGACGUGCAUGGAGGUUUCUGCAGGAAAUGGGAAAACAAAGUCAAGCUCCAUCCGCUCUUAGCCUGCAGAGCACCGCAUGGACCCUCUCUGCUCUUCCAAGAGAAAACCCACAUUUCCCAUGCUCAUCCCCACCCCACACUGGGGACGUAAUGCCACUCCGCAGUGACUCGCUCAGAGGCAGCACUAAGAUGAAAACCACAGGGAAAUCGACACAACCACAGAGAAAUCAAUAGAGUUCUCCUUUUAUUUUCACUUUAUCAUGAGUAUGUAACAGCAUCACACCCGAGUUUACGUUUGUUUAAAAAAAAUAAUAUCAUACUGCUUUCUUUCCCCCCUCCCCCCCCCCAA
Messenger RNA from Tympanuchus pallidicinctus (lesser prairie-chicken), 4572 nucleotides. Its product is annotated as 4-galactosyl-N-acetylglucosaminide 3-alpha-L-fucosyltransferase FUT6-like. Gene Ontology annotation, cellular component: membrane. The record is from RefSeq and is a predicted model, not a curated record. NCBI's taxonomy places the organism in Eukaryota, Metazoa, Chordata, Aves, Galliformes, Phasianidae. Gene Ontology annotation, molecular function: alpha-(1->3)-fucosyltransferase activity. The coding region runs from base 185 to 1393 and encodes 402 amino acids. The transcript has 3 exons.